AUGAAUUCCACUGUGUUGGAAACUAUAUCGAGCGGUCAUCGAGUUUUGGUGUACUACCAGACUCAGUACGAUCCAACACUCCCACCCAAUUCGCCUUUCGGACACUACGUGACGCCUCUGCCACUCAUUGGUGUCAUCAGCCACUUGUUGCUUGCUGCUUUUCAUAUCAACUUUGCGGAUGUAUCCGUUCACUUGAACGACUAUGUGCCUGAAGCCCCAUUCUUCGAUCAAAUGUGGAAAGACAUUGCGAUCCUUCAGAAGACUGGCAUAAAGAUAAUUGGCAUGGUCGGGGGCGCUGCUCCGGGAUCCUACGUGCCGUGCUUGAAUCAGACGCUUUUUCCAACUUACUAUCCGGUUCUGCGGAACUACAUUCGGCGGUACAAGUUGGAUGGGGUCGACCUUGAUGUCGAAGAAGGCGUUCUCCUCGACGAUAUCAUUCGCCUGAUCAAGCAACUGAGACGUGAUUUUGGCCCCGAAUUCAUCAUUACACUGGCACCUGUUGCUAGUGCAUUAGAACAGGGCGGAAAUCUCUCUGGGUUCGAUUACAUCGAGCUCGAGAAGAAAGCAGGCCAUCUCAUAUCAUGGCAAGUCCCAGAGCGAGAUUCUGCGUUGCUUAAUUCAAACCUCUUCUCAGGUAUAAUGCACAAUUCUAUUCGGGAUUUGGGACGGUAUUUCUUCCCCGAUGACCAAUACCUAGAGAUUGUCAAUUAUGGUCGAGGGCUCGAUCCAAGUCGUCUGGUUGCCACCACGGUGACUAAUCCUGAAGAUUCUUAUGGAUUCGUCGACAUUGAUCAAGUAGUUCAAUCCGUCACCGACCUCGCCUCAAAGCAGCACUUUGCAUUCGGCGGCGUUGCAGGUUGGGAAUACUGGAAUUGGAUUGUAACAAAUGCCUUAUGUAACAAUGUCACGGGUCCGCGUGUACGUAACGCUAUGGCAAGUUGGUAUCGACCUGCGUCUCGGGCAUUCCACUGCUCGCCUGCUCGAAAGGCAAUUACUCGUCUUGAAAUGCCCGCCAUGUCUCCCACAAUGACUGAGGGUGGGAUUGCCUCAUGGAAAAAGAAAGCAGGAGACGCGUUCGUGGCGGGGGAUGUGUUACUCGAGAUUGAAACGGACAAAGCUACAAUAGAUGUUGAGGCUCAGGACGACGGUGUGAUGGGAUUGACCAUUGUCCCCGCUGGCUCAAAAAACGUCGUCGUGGGUCAAGUCAUAGCGCUUCUGGCAGAAUCAGGCGACGACAUUUCAAAUCUGCAGCCUCCAACAGAAGAUUCGUCGGUCAAGCCAAAGCAACAGUCGCCCCCCAACUCAGAGUCGCCUGUACCUCGCCUCCAUCCUUCUUCUACUGGCAAUCACUCUCAACCUCUAUUUCCAUCCGUGCACCGUUUGCUAGUAGAAUACAACAUCUCCAAGCCUUCUGAGAUCACAGGUACAGGUGUCCGAGGAAUGCUCACCAAGGGCGAUGUUCUAGCAUUCCUUGGCAAAGCCUCUGGACCACUAGGCACUUGGAAAAAAUCUGCGUCACCGCCCCCACCAUUCGUCAAGCCCCAACCCCAAUCGCUUGACGGUCCCGCAUUGCGACGUCUGAUUGUGUCCGGGAUGCUGCAAAAUUCGUUAAGGAUGAGCAACGUGAAGCCAGCUCCACCCCCAUUGGCCGACUUCGAUUGGAUUUUGUCCGACUACACGGUUCAUACUCAACCGCCCGCCCCCAAAAUUGUGUCGCAGUCGACGCAGAACGCGUCGUGGCUUAAUGGCUUGAUUUGA
Molecule: messenger RNA, 1758 nt
Organism: Mycena indigotica
Lineage: Eukaryota; Fungi; Basidiomycota; Agaricomycetes; Agaricales; Mycenaceae
Product: S5A-REDUCTASE domain-containing protein
Exons: 13
Coding region: 1-1758 (585 amino acids)
Biological process (GO): pyruvate decarboxylation to acetyl-CoA; carbohydrate metabolic process
Cellular component (GO): pyruvate dehydrogenase complex
Molecular function (GO): dihydrolipoyllysine-residue acetyltransferase activity
Source: RefSeq, a predicted model, not a curated record